Molecule: messenger RNA, 1763 nt
Organism: Cucumis sativus (cucumber)
Lineage: Eukaryota; Viridiplantae; Streptophyta; Magnoliopsida; Cucurbitales; Cucurbitaceae
Product: berberine bridge enzyme-like 15
Exons: 2
Coding region: 26-1666 (546 amino acids)
Molecular function (GO): FAD binding; oxidoreductase activity
Source: RefSeq, a predicted model, not a curated record
CUCACAAAGUUGAACUAAAGAUCACAUGAUGGGAAUUCCUCAAUGUAGAAUCCGUCAUUAUCUCUUUCCUCUAUUCUAUCUUUCGUUCAUUUGUUUAUCUUCUUCUUCUCAUUCUCUUCAAGCUGACAGCUUUGUGGAAUGCUUUAAUUCCACAUCUUAUUAUUAUUCACCUCAGUCAAUACCAAUUUCUAAAGUUGUUUUCACCAACAAAAGUGCUAUAUUCUCCUCUCUUCUCCAAUCCUCCAUUAAAAAUCUUAGGUUUUUCAAUACUUCUUUACCAAAACCACUCUUCUUGGUGACACCAUUUCAUCAAUCCCAUGUUCAAGCAGCCAUUGUUUGUGCCAAUAAGAAGGGUUUUCAAAUCCGAUUACGAAGUGGUGGACAUGACUACGAAGGUAUUUCUUAUGUAUCAUCUGAUCAAUCUCAAUUCAUUCUCCUUGAUCUUUCCAACUAUCGCUCUAUUGAUAUCGACAUGAAGACUGAGACUGCGACCGUGGAGGCCGGGGCCACACUCGGUGAAUUGUACUAUAGAAUUGCUGAGAAAAGCCCCACCCAUGGCUUCCCAGCAGGAACCUGCCCCACAGUGGGAAUGGGAGGACAUGUAAGUGGAGGAGGCUUUGGAACCCUUUUUAGAAAAUAUGGUCUUGCAGCUGAUAAUGUUAUUGAUGCUAAAAUUGUUGACUUUAAUGGAAGAAUUAUGGACAGAAACUCCAUGGGUGAAGACCUUUUUUGGGCCAUUAGAGGAGGUGGUGGAGCAAGUUUUGGAGUUAUUUUAUCAUGGAAACUCAAAUUAGUUUAUGUUCCUUCAAAUGUCACAGUUUUUCUUGUUCAGAAAACUCUAGAGCAAGGUGCAAUUCAUCUUUUUCAAAAGUGGCAAACAAUUGCUCAUAAACUUCAUGAAGAUCUCUUCCUUCAUGUUACCAUAGGAGUUAUAGAUGAACAAAACAAAACUCCAAAUAUGUCAUCGAAAACAAUCUUAAUUUCAUUUGUGUCACUGUUUCUUGGUCCAGUUGAGAGGCUAAUUCCUCUAAUGAAUUCCCAUUUUCCUGAAUUGGGAUUGGAAAGAAACAAUUGCACUGAAAUGAGUUGGAUUCAAUCAGUUCUCUACUUUGCUGGCAUCUCCAUAGAAGCCCCACCAGAAAUUUUGCUAAAAAGACCUCCAAUUUCUAACGUAUUAUUCUUCAAAGCAAAAUCAGACUUUGUGAUUUCACCAAUUCCUCAGAUUGGGCUUGAAGGACUUUGGACUAAGAUGCUUGAGGAACCAGCAUCUUUCUUGAUUUUGUCACCAUAUGGAGGAAAGAUGAGGCAAAUUUCUGAUUUGGAAACUCCAUUUCCACAUAGAAAAGGGAAUACUUUUGGGAUUCAAUAUUUGGUAACAUGGGAAAAUGCUAAUGAAACCUAUAGGCAUUUAAGUUGGAUAAGAGAGGUUUAUGAUUAUAUGGAACCCUAUGUUUCUAAGUAUCCUAGAGCUGCUUAUUUGAACUAUAGAGAUCUUGAUUUGGGAAGAAAUUGUGGAAGAAAUACAAGCUAUGAAGAGGCAAAAGUUUGGGGUCUGAAAUAUUUCAAAAAUAAUUUUGAUAGAUUAGUAAGAGUGAAGACCAAAGUUGAUCCUUUAAAUUUCUUUUGGAAUGAACAAAGCAUUCCUACAUCUAUUUAUCAUUCCUAAAGUCUCCCUUUAUUGUAUAAACUUCAAUAUCCGUUGCCCUUUGUUUUCUUUAACAAGAAUGAAAUGAAUGCCAAAUGAAAAUGAAAAUUAAUAUUAA